UGAUUAUUAAAUAAUAUUUAUAAGUACAUCGCUAUAUGUGACCGGUAUAAAAUCAAAAACAAACGUGAGCUGAAGACAGUUCUCGUCUAGUAUUGACAGCGUUUAUUGAGGAAAAAAAUGGCAAACCCAAAGCAAGAAAUCAAGUUUACCAAACUCUUUAUCGAUAACGAGUUUGUAGAUGCCAAGUCUGGAAAAACUUUUGCAACAAUUAAUCCAGCCACCGGUACUAAACUUGCUGACAUUGCCGAGGGAGACAAGGCUGAUGUAGAUUUGGCUGUUGCUGCGGCAAAACGUGCCUUUGCCCGUAACUCCGUUUGGCGUAAUUUGGAUGCCUCUGCUCGUGGUACUUUGUUGAAUCGUCUUGCGGAUUACAUGCAACGUGAUUCUACGAUUCUCGCCAAUUUGGAAACAUUGGACAAUGGAAAACCAUUCGAGGACUCUGUUUUCGAUGUUCAAUGCUCAAUAGAUACAUUGCGUUAUUAUGCUGGAUACGCAGAUAAAAUAUAUGGCAAAACUAUUCCGUCGGAUGGAUCUUUUCUCACUAUGACACGAAAAGAACCAAUUGGAGUGGUUGGUCAAAUCAUCCCCUGGAACUAUCCAUUGUUGAUGUUUGCGUGGAAAAUUGGACCAGCAAUCGUUACAGGAAACACCAUCGUUUUGAAGCCAGCUGAACAAACCCCAUUAACUGCUUUGUACAGUGCUGCUCUUUGCAAGGAGGCCGGAUUUCCACCAGGUGUUCUCAACAUUAUUACCGGAUAUGGUCCAACGGCAGGAGCUGCCAUUUCUGAACACCCUGAUGUGCGUAAGGUGGCCUUCACUGGAUCCGUUCCUGUGGGUCAAAUUAUCGCUCAAGCUGCGGCGAGAACAAAUUUGAAAAAGGUUUCUUUGGAGUUAGGCGGCAAGAGUCCACUUGUUGUAUUUGCUGAUGCUGAUUUGGAUGAAGCUGUUGAAAUAGCUCAUAAUGCCAUUUUCGCUAAUCACGGUCAAAAUUGCUGUGCAGGCUCACGCACGUUCGUUCAAGAGGGUAUCUACGAUGCAUUCGUCAAGAAAGCCGCUGAAAAGGCAAAAGCCCGCAAAGUUGGUGAUCCCUUCCAAAAGGACACCCAACAAGGACCUCAAGUCGAUGACGAGAUGUUCAAGAAAGUUCUCGGUUACAUCGAGUCUGGCCAAAAGGAAGGUGCCAAAUUGGAAGCCGGUGGCAAGCGCCACGGUAAUGUUGGAUAUUUCAUUGAGCCAACGGUCUUUUCAAACGUUACAGACACCAUGAAAAUUGCCAAAGAAGAAAUUUUCGGUCCCGUUCAAUCGAUUAUCAAAUUCAAGACGCUUGAUGAGGUCAUUGAACGUGCUAACAACACAAACUUUGGCCUUGCUGCCGGCGUUAUCACGAAUGACUUGAAUACAGCACUAACUUUUGCGCAAGCCGUCGAAGCUGGCAGUGUCUGGGUCAACUGUUAUGAUGCCGUUGUACCACAAGCCCCAUUCGGAGGAUACAAAAUGUCCGGAUCUGGUCGCGAAUUGUCCGCGGAUGCAUUGGAUUUGUAUUUGGAGACCAAAACUAUUAGCAUCAAGGUUCCUUGCAAAAACUAA
This is a messenger RNA of Culicoides brevitarsis, 1587 nucleotides long. Its product is annotated as retinal dehydrogenase 2. The record is from RefSeq and is a predicted model, not a curated record. Gene Ontology annotation, molecular function: aldehyde dehydrogenase (NAD+) activity. The coding region runs from base 118 to 1587 and encodes 489 amino acids. The transcript has 5 exons. Lineage: Eukaryota; Metazoa; Arthropoda; Insecta; Diptera; Ceratopogonidae.